Messenger RNA from Temnothorax curvispinosus, 2964 nucleotides. RefSeq names its product GTP-binding protein 1 (gene GTPBP1). Gene Ontology annotation, biological process: translational elongation. The record is from RefSeq and is a predicted model, not a curated record. Bases 343 to 2241 code for a protein of 632 amino acids. The transcript has 11 exons. NCBI's taxonomy places the organism in Eukaryota, Metazoa, Arthropoda, Insecta, Hymenoptera, Formicidae. Gene Ontology annotation, molecular function: GTPase activity; GTP binding; translation elongation factor activity.
GCGCCGCCGCGCCGACGCGACGACUUGUCACUUGUCACGUCAGUUCGCUCGAAAUCGCAACGGCGCGAGCGUUUGCGUUCACGUCUCCUCUCUUUUCUUUCUAACAGAUGACGAGGAUGGGCCGGAGCAGCGUCUGAGCGUCGGAUCCCGCCCCGAAGCGAAAUUUCCAAGUGCCACAGUUAUGUACAUGCGAGUGCUGGCGGUCUAUGGGAAAAGAUUCGGUUUUAAAUACUGGAAGAUGUCCGAUACGUGCAUACAGGAGCGAUAGAUAAUCGGACGAGCUGCCACGAGGAAAUAUACGGACUGUUGAACUUAUCGGUGUGUGCACCCCAGCUGGAUACUAUGUCGGGCGCUGGGCCUAUCAUAUCGCAAACCAUCGCUCAUCUGGAGAAGGAGAAGGAGCACGGGCCUGUCCCGACCGCAGAUUACUCCAGCAUCAGAGGCAAGAACGUCUUGGUCAGUCCGUCUGAGGAUCAGUACGAACUGUUGCUGAGGAGGCUGAAAGAAAGGAUUCAGGAUGGAGGCAGCGAGACGAUCUUUGACAUUGGCAUCGCUGAAGAUGGAUCCGAGGACGGAUUGAAGGAAGAUGAGUACGAAGCAUCGGUUGCCACUUUACAGUCUCUUGCCGCGACAUUGGAGGCGGACUGCGUGCUUCUACGUCAGAGUAAAGCAGACCACGGUCUAACGGGACAGUACCUAGUGAGGAGACGUUUAGAUCGACAGGAUUUCUUGGAGAUCAGGGUUGCUGUGGUCGGUAAUGUGGAUGCUGGUAAAUCCACUCUAUUGGGAGUACUGACUCACGGUGAACUUGACAAUGGACGAGGAUUGGCGCGUCAGAAAUUAUUCCGCCACAAGCACGAGGCUGAAACAGGACGGACUAGCUCUGUGGGCAACGAUAUACUUGGAUUCGAUAGCGUUGGUAACGUAGUUAAUAAGCCUGAGCACGGGUCAUUGGAUUGGGUGAAGAUAUGUGAGAAAUCCUCCAAAGUAAUUACAUUUAUCGAUCUCGCCGGUCACGAGAGGUAUUUGAAGACGACUGUCUUUGGAAUGACGGGACACGCUCCAGAUUUCGGUAUGCUAAUGAUCGGAGCAAACGCCGGUAUUGUAGGGAUGACUAAAGAACAUUUGGGACUUGCCUUAGCGUUGUCCGUACCGGUAUUCGUUGUCGUGACGAAAAUCGAUAUGUGCCCGCCGAAUGUUCUGCAAGAAAAUCUGAAGCUGUUGAUAAGGAUUCUGAAAUCGCCUGGUUGCAGGAAGGUCCCGGUUACAGUGAAGACUCCCGACGACGUGGUAGUUAGCGCUACUAAUUUUGUCUCAGAACGGUUGUGUCCAAUAUUUCAAGUGUCCAACGUGUCUGGCGAAAAUCUAAAUCUUCUUAAGAUGUUUCUCAACUUAUUGACUGCGAGAAUUACUAGUCAUGAUGAUGAACCUGCUGAGUUUCAAAUAGACGACACAUAUUCCGUGCCGGGAGUCGGUACGGUAGUGUCCGGUACAACUUUAAAGGGUAUCAUAAAGUUAAAUGACACGCUGCUAUUGGGACCCGAUCCGCUCGGUCGUUUUACACCUAUAACCGUCAAAAGUAUCCAUCGAAAGAGGAUGCCUGUCCGCGAAGUGAGAGGUGGGCAGACGGCUAGUUUUGCUCUGAAAAAGAUUAAACGAUCGCACAUUCGCAAGGGUAUGGUAAUGGUCGCACCUGCACUUAAUCCACAGGCCUGUUGGGAAUUCGAAGGUGAAAUUUUGGUCUUGCAUCAUCCUACAACAAUUAGCUCCCGUUAUCAAGCUAUGGUACAUUGCGGCAGUAUAAGGCAAACCGCUUCUAUAUUGUCAAUGUCUCAGGAUUGUCUAAGAACAGGCGACAAAGCCUUAGUACACUUUAGAUUUAUCAAACAUCCUGAAUACAUAAAACCUGGACAGAGAAUGGUCUUCAGAGAAGGUCGUACUAAAGCAGUAGGAAAUGUAGUGAAACUUAUACCGCAUUCGAAUAGUAUAACUACGCAGGCAUCCAGAAUUAAUAAGCCGAAUAAAACAUCGCAGAGUCGGCAGAAUGCGAACUUGCAGGCACUGGAAAUAACCGAAACUGAUUCAAUGAUUGAAGCACAAACAGCUAAACAGGAGAACAUGCCGCAGAAAUCUGGGCUGAAUCAGAAUAAGAAAGGCAGAGGUCGAAGAGGGGGACGAUCUCAUAACGCUAUCAAUAGUAUUCAGCCUUUAACAGAGCAGAACCCACCUGCAAAAGUGUAAGAGCCGUCAGUGUACAAAGAACACAUAAUUAGUGUUCUUAUAACUUUCUGCUACAUAUGAGUUUCUCAAAAUGUGAUCUAUAACAUAAGAUAUGAAAUUAUCGUAUUCUUUAACAAAAAUUUUCUUUUCCUGAUAGAAAAAAACUACACCCUAUAGACUGUGUAGGAACCCCUAUUCUUUAUAAAUUUAUUAGAACACAUCAGAUACUACAAAUUUAUUGCAGUACAAUUUUUCAUGUUUCGACUACUUUAAUCAUAUUAAAAAGAUAUUCUUUUAAUAACGUGACAAGAUAUAAAUCGGUAUUUAAAAAUUAUAAAUUAUUUAUAAAUUAUUUUUGUAAAAGGCGUAUGCGCGUAUCUUAAGCCAACAUCAUACACAGAUGAAUUCAAUAUCAGGAAAUACAUGACACACGUGUGUAUCGGUACAUAUACAUUUGUACAAGAGAUUAUGCAAAUUCUUUUUAUUAACGCUUCUAGAAUUUAAUAAAGAUAAAACUUGAAAUAUGGCCAAUGCUGUGUAUAUCGUAAUAAUCCAUCUUGUAUGAUAAUUGAUUAAUAUCAAGAGAAUAUAAUCACACUAUACUUCGUUCAACCUUGUAAUACAUUUUGCAAUUUCAAGCAGAGCUGUAUCAUACUAUAUUUCAAAUAUAUAAAAAAAAGAAAAUUUUCCAUUGUAUCAGACAUAUGUAUAUUCCCUAAUAAAUCACUCACGUGCUGCUGAUUA